AUUUAUCUAUUUUCUUCUUGCUUCAAUGGAUAUAUUUUCCAAUAUUGGUGGUAAACGGAAAAAGAAACCAAGACGGCAAACUCCAACGUCAUUACCACCUUAUUUUCAACAAGAACCACAAACGCAGCAACAUGCUUCAAAUAUUCUUACACCUUUGAAAACUAAUAUACAAUCUUAUAAUGUUCCUCGCUCUCCCGAUCUGGUCUCUCCGACAAGUACAAAGGAUUCCUGGACUACAACGGCCAAUUCUUCUUUAAGAAGUCUCCCUUAUGCUUCUGACGAUCAAAUCCCAGUUACACAAUGGUUAGCAGAAGGAAACGAUCGUCCUUCUGACGAUGAUAUUGAACGUCUUUUUGAAGAAGCAGCGUCAAGACUGAAUUUGAACCUUGGUGAUACCACUUUACGAGAUCUUUCUUCGGACAAAAAAUGGUGGAUUCUUUGCAACGAAAGUCAAUUAACGAAAUUAGGAAAUAUGACAGCAAGUGGCAGUAAUAACAUUAGUACCAACAAACGAUCGAAUCGCCCUUCUACUAGACAUACUGGAAGAAAAUUACAAAGUGGACAUUCACCUCAUUCACAAGCACAGAACCAGCAACAGCAUUCCUCUUUUCUUGACUAUCAUACUCAAGAUACCAAUUCACCUCUAUAUUACAUCCAUUUGUUUCAACACAAAGACAAAAAAGACCUUCCAAUCAAACUUAUUAGUGAUAUGGCGGUGCGCUUAAGAACAAUGCCUCUUAGUUGGGUGCGCCAAUUCGUCGAACAUCAAGGAAUGCAGCAUAUUGCAAAAGAGCUGGCAAGGACCAACAGUCAAUCAUCUAGACGGCAUCAACACAAUUCUUAUCUUGAACUUGAACUUAUCAAAUGUUUACGAGCGCUUUUCAAUAAUGUGCAUGGAAUCAAAGAAGCAUUAGGCGAUCCUCUUUAUAUCGACACGUUAACUUACUCUUUAUUAUCACCUUAUAUGCCUGCAAGACGAUUAGCAUGUGAUACUCUAACAUUUAUAUGUUAUUGUGAACAACCUAUUGGUCACUCGAUGGUAUUACAUGGUAUGGACAGAUUGAAAGAAAAAGGAAAUCAUCAUUCUCGAUUUGGUCCUUGGUUAUCCGAUUUUUCAAAUAUGUUACAAGGUCGAGGCAAGAUGGGAUCUAUUGUUGGGGCUAGUCAAGAACUUCGACAAUUGGGUAUGUCAGGGAAUAUAGAGAUACAAAUCACGGAAUAUGCUGCUUCCAAUAUGCUCUUAAUUUGUGCAAUGGUAGAUCCUGAUACUGUAGAUAAUCAACAAGAAAGGAUCGCAUUAAGAAACCAACUCUAUCAAGGUGGUCUGGACUCUAUUUUACAAGAACUUGGUGGACUUCACAAUGAAUUGAUCAACCGAAAAAUUGAUGAAUUUCGUGAAAUGGAUGACCGUGAUACUUAUUCUGUUUAUGGCGACACGAUUAUUAACAACAUUCAUGAACCUCUUGGCUUGAUGGAAGCAAUUGUACCUACUCUUGUUGGAACGCGCGCCUAUGACUUUUUACAAAAUAUACUACAAAAUUUGUUACUUAUUCAAUAUGACCCAGAAACAAGAAAUCGGUAUUAUCAAUUGAUUGAUAUGGUAGUGGGUCAAAUCACAUCAGAUCGCAGAGGAUCACCCAAUGGUUUCCAAGAAAUGCACGGCAUUUCCAUCGGUCAUCUCUUAUCAAAAUUCUCGGAUGAAGACGAACUGGAUCAAGCUCUCAAAGAUAUGUACGAAGAACGUGAACGAGCCGAUCAAGCUAUCAAAAGGGAAGCAGAACUCAAGUUAUUGGUCGACCGUAAAGCUGAUGGAUUAGUAGGUGAACUUCGUGCGGAAAAUCAAUCAUUGGCUAGAAGUAUACAUAUUGCCAAUCAAACCAAUACUGUAUUACAACAACGACUAGAAGAUUUGGAAGUAGAACAUCAACAUACACUUGAAGCCAUGGAUGCACAAAUCAAACGACUGUAUGAAGCUGUACGACUCCUUACCGACAAGAAGCAGCAACAAUCUUCUUCUGAACAGCAAUUACGACGCCAAAAUUCGUUGAAUCCUCUCUCAACACAAAAAGGAGAUAGAAAUAUCAAGAUGUGGAAUGUCAUUGAUUCUGACGAUAAAAUUAAUCUACUGGAAUCUCAAAGACAAACAAAUGUGAACGAAUUGAAACAGUCUUUUCGUAAUAAAUUGGGUGCUCAUUUACCAUCUUUGAUCCGACAAGGUUCUGUCAACUUUAACAAAUCAUUCAAAUCUCGAUCAAGUACUGACGGAAGCAUGUCUCCAAAGCUAAACCAACAACAACGACAAUCGGAAGACAGUCUGGAACUAUCACCUGCCUCUCCUACUGGAAGCCCUUAUGAAUCAGGCGUCAACGUCCAUCCAGAAUCAACCAUGUCUGAACCUCUAUUACAAUCGACAUCACGUCUAAAAAAUCAAGUAGCCACUUCCUCCUCAUUGAAAUCUGCUGCAUCUGAUGCUGGUGAAAAUAGUUUAAUUGAAUCGCCAACGUCCCUUUCUGUAAAAUCGCUCGACUUUCCCAUCAAGCCUUCUGAUACGCGUUCCACUCCUUCACUGAAAUCAACAUCAAGUUCAAUGUCAAAUCUUCAUCUUACUGCGGGCACUGGUUUGUCCAUAUCUUCUCCUAUAGAUCACUCACCACAACCUGAAGGAAACACACGUCAGAAAACUUUACCAACCAACGAUACGACUAUACCUCCAGCUCCUCCUCCACCACCACCACCGCCACCACCACCACCUCCUCCUCCUCCAGUUGUGAACAAUAUUCCAUUACCGCCGCCUCCACCUCCAGUUGUGAAUGAUAUUCCUCCACCUCCACCUCCUCCUCCAACGAUGAAUGAUACUGCACCUCCACCACCACCACCACCACCUCCUCCUCCUCCUGUGAACGGUGCUCCUCCUCCUCCUCCGCCUCUACCGCCAUCUUUGAACAGCAAUGGUCCUGCUGCUCCUCCACCUCCGCCUCUAACAGCCAAUGAUAAUCGACCAAUUGGUGCAAUUGGAAAUACUAAUCGGAAAUCAAGUACGUAUCAAGCGAAACAAAAACUCAAGUUUGUGGAAUGGGAAAAGAUGAAUUUGAUGAACAUUGGACAUACAGUAUGGAGUCAUCUUGACAAACCUGCAGUAUCUACUCGUAUAUCAUCAAACAUUACUUUACCAACGGAAGAUACCAUGAAAAAUGACCAGGAAACAACAUCAGCAGGAAAUACAGUAGCAACGGCAACAAAAUCAUUUGAGAAUAGUCUGGAAUAUCAACUUGCCAAGGCCGGUGUAUUUGAUGAUAUUGAAAAAACGUUUGCUCAAAAGCCUGCUGUAGAAAUCAAGGCACCACGAAAGAAAGAACAAAUACAUAUGAUUGAUUCCAAAAAGGCAUAUACGCUCAAUAUCUUUAUGACUAGUUUCAGUAAGCGAUUACCAUUAGAACAAUUCCAAGAUCGAAUAUUUGGCAUGGAUCAAGAUCUCAACGAUGAGCAAUUACUAUCAACUUUGUUGAAAUUUGCACCUACAAAGGAUGAAAUUACCAAAUUGACGCCAUAUAUCAAGUCUCCAACUGAAAAAAUCAAAGCUCUUUCUCCACCGGAUCAAUUCUGUCUACAGAUGAUACAAAUUCCAAGAUUCAAAGAACGAUUAGAAUGUAUGCUUUUCAAAGCUUCCUAUUCCGAUAAAUACCAUCGACUUUCACAUCAAAUGACGAUUGUUAUGAAAGCGUCCAUGUCCUUGUAUGAAGCUAAUAGUUUUAAGGAACUACUCCAGCUGAUUUUGUUACUUGGCAAUUUUCUGAAUGGCAACACUUAUCGUGGAGGAGCGUUUGGAGUUCGUAUUGGCAGCAUCAACAAGCUUGUAGAUACAAAAGGUACCUCUAAUUCAACUACUUUAUUACACUUUUUGGCGGAAACGGUGGAAAAGAACUUUCCUGGUAUUGAUCAUUUUGUGGAUGAGCUGGAUGAAUGCAAAGAAGCGUGCAAGGUGUCAUUGACUGAAGUGAAUAUGGAAUUUCAAGAAAUGUCUAAAGGCCUUUCAAAGUUGGAAGACGAACUCAAAAACGACCAUUGGUCCAGCAACAAAGACAGCAAAGAAGAUACAUUUGUAUCAGUAAUGACAGCAUUCUGUCAAGAAGCGAAAGUACUCUAUACCCAAUUGGAAGAACUACAGAGAAACAUGCUGUCCAAUUAUGAAGAGGUAGCACGUUAUUUUGGUGAAGAUCCUAACAAAGUGGCUCCUGAUGAAUUCUUUGGUAUAUUCAACACAUUUGUUACUAGUUGGGAAAAAUGCUCUCAAGAGAGUCAGUUGAUCAGACAGAAAAGAGAACGACAAGAAGCACAACGACUACGAGAAGCGGAACGACGGUAUCGACAACAACAACAACAGCAACAGCAACAAAAACAUUCGAGUACGAAAUCGUAUCCUUCUAAAGGUGUAGAUAUCAGCAAAUAUUCUGGAGAACAAGAUAAUGAACAAGAAAUUAUGGAUCAAUUGAUGAAAGAACUUCGAUGCGGUGGUCUAGAAAGCAAAUCGAAACGACGAAACACAUUACUCAAGACAGGACGACGACAACGUACUUCCGAUCUGAAACAAUUCAGCUCUCCUAGUUCAUUGGAUCCUGUAUUUUCAAAAGCUCAACAAAUGUUACGAUCCAUCCAAAAGGAUGGUGAUAUAUCGAUGCACAAUGACGAUGAUGAUGAAUUUGAAGAUAUAGAAUCAAUUGGGGAUAAAACUUAUAAAUCAUCAAGUCAAAAUGGGACAACAAAUGGAUCUUUGAAUUAUUCUAUAAGAAAGAAAGGUCGAUGGAAUAGACGCAAGACUGGAUUGGAUAGAUCUAUACAGAUGAAAUCAAGAAAAAAAGCAAGUUUGAUCCAAUGAUCUCCUAUGAACUUGUAUGCCUGCUGAUGAAAUGACUUCUGGGUUUGAAUAUAUCCUCCAUAGAAAAUCUUCUCACUCAUCUUUUUUUUUUCCCCACUUGUCUUUGUUUGUCCCCCCCCCCCUUCCUCUUCUUCCUCUUUUCUUUUUUUUUUUUUUUUU
Halteromyces radiatus is the source of this 5032-nucleotide messenger RNA. RefSeq lists its product as uncharacterized. NCBI's taxonomy places the organism in Eukaryota, Fungi, Mucoromycota, Mucoromycetes, Mucorales, Cunninghamellaceae. The record is from RefSeq and is a predicted model, not a curated record. Gene Ontology annotation, biological process: actin cytoskeleton organization. The coding region runs from base 26 to 4873 and encodes 1615 amino acids. The transcript is spliced from 17 exons. Gene Ontology annotation, molecular function: small GTPase binding; actin binding.